AUGGGCGUUAGUGCUACAUUGGAUGAAGACACACUGACCCUGAACGCGACGGUGUUGUCUCGGGACGGCAAGGAGAGCGUUCACGAAACGAUCUCAGGCCCGCGUACUCAAUGCGAAGAGCUGGGAAAGCAGCUGGCAGAGCGCUUCUGGAACAACGAACUGGCCCGGAAGGUGCUGGGCAAGACCCGUCAGAAGCGUGCACUGACGUACGGAGACGCCGAAGCUCCCGGUGACGCAGCUGCUGCUGCGGCAUCUGGAUCGCCCACCAAGAAGGCUAAAACCUCCGAGUAG
Molecule: messenger RNA, 291 nt
Organism: Phytophthora infestans T30-4
Lineage: Eukaryota; Oomycota; Peronosporomycetes; Peronosporales; Peronosporaceae
Exons: 2
Coding region: 1-291 (96 amino acids)
Biological process (GO): tetrapyrrole biosynthetic process
Molecular function (GO): hydroxymethylbilane synthase activity
Source: RefSeq, a predicted model, not a curated record